CAGUAGUUAAGCCCUCUCCAUCUCAAACAUUUCCUUAACACAGCCACAGCAACAUGGUCCCCAAACCCAUCAUGGCAACAACACCAUCCUCAUCUCAACAUUUCCCUCUCCUUAAUAUAUCAUCUGCCAGAACCGAAGAAAAGCCCCAAACCCAUAACAUCACAACAAGAACCAUCCCAACAACACCCCCUCCUCCUACCCAAAAAACCGUGACCAAGAGACCACAACAUGUAAAGACAUCAAAAAGAACAGAAACAUCAGUGCCGGCACUAAUCUUCAAUGCAUUCGACGACAUCAUCAACAACUUCAUAGACCCUCCACUGAAACCAUCUGUUGACCCAAGACACGUCUUGUCCCAAAACUUUGCACCCGUUAACGAGCUACCUCCAACAGAGUGCGAGAUAACACAAGGAACACUCCCACCUUGCCUUGACGGUGCAUACAUCAGAAACGGUCCCAACCCACAAUUCCUCCCUCGAGGACCUUACCAUCUCUUCGACGGCGAUGGAAUGCUUCACUCUCUCAGAAUCUCAAAAGGCAAAGCCACACUCUGCAGCCGCUAUGUGAAGACCUACAAGUACAACAUAGAAAACGAAGCUGGUUACCCUCUCAUUCCAAACGUGUUCUCAGGAUUCAACAGUUUGGUAGCAUCAGCAGCACGCGGUUCUGUGUCUGCAGCGAGAGUGUUAACGGGUCAAUACAACCCCUCCAAUGGUAUUGGCUUAGCAAACACAAGUUUGGCUCUGUUUGGGAACCGUCUUUUUGCAUUAGGUGAAUCUGAUCUUCCUUAUAUGAUUCGAUUAACCCCAAAUGCUGACAUUGAAACACUCGGUCGCCAUGAUUUUGAUGGAAAACUGUUCAUGAGCAUGACCGCACAUCCUAAGAUUGACCCUGAAACUGGUGAAUGCUUCGCCUUUCGUUAUGGUCCUGUGCCACCUUUUCUCACCUAUUUCCGGUUUGAUUCAAAUGGAAGAAAACACCAAGAUGUUCCUAUAUUCUCCAUGACAAGACCUUCAUUCCUCCACGACUUCGCCAUCACGAAGAAACACGCCAUCUUCGCAGACAUUCAGCUCGGAAUGAACCCUCUUGACAUGAUCGCCGGUGGAUCUCCGGUGGGAUCCGACCCGUCAAAAAUAUCCAGGCUUGGAAUUCUACCUCGUUACGCCAUUGAUGAGUCCCAGAUAAAGUGGUUCGAUGUUCCGGGGUUCAACAUAAUCCACGCCAUUAACGCGUGGGAUGAAGAUGAUGAUGGAAAAACGGUGACUUUGGUGGCACCCAAUAUUCUGUCGGUGGAGCACACGAUGGAGAGAAUGGAUCUUGUUCACGCCAUGGUUGAGAAGGUGACGAUCGAGCUUGACACGGGGAUAGUCACGAGGAAACCCAUGUCGGAAAGGAACCUUGAUUUCGCGGUGAUAAACCAAGCUUUCGUUGGGAAGAAGAACAGGUUCGUGUACGCGGCGGUUGGGGAUCCAAUGCCGAAGAUUUCGGGGGUGGUUAAGCUUGACGUGUCGAAAGAGGAGGAGCGUACGGUGGGGUGCAGGAUGUACGGCGAAGGGUGCUACGGCGGUGAACCGUUUUUUGUGGCGAGGGAACCUGAUAACCCUGAGAUUGAAGAAGAUGAUGGGUACUUGGUGAGUUACGUGCACGAUGAGAGGAAGGGAGAGUCGAACUUCUUGGUGAUGGAUGCGAAGUCGCCGGAGUUGGAUAUUGUGGCGGCGGUGAAGCUUCCACGGCGGGUGCCGUACGGUUUUCAUGGAUUGUUUGUGACAGACAGUGAGCUCAGAAAAUUGUCACUGUGAUGAUUCAUGGGUCCCCGGGUCCGGGUCCUACCUUCCAAUCCACUAUUAUUAUUAUUGCUUAUCGGUACUAUUGAAGAGCAAGUAGCUUUUGCAAAACGUCAUUGUGAAGUUAAAAGAUUAAAAAUAAAAUAUUUUAAUAAAAUUCACGAUAAGAAAAAGGUAGAGUCGAAGUUCUUGGUGAUGUCUGAUGGAUGCAAAGUCGCCGGAGUUAGAUGUUGUGGCGGCGGUGAAGCUUUCACGGCGAGUGCCGUAUUGUUUUCAUGGAUUCUUUGUGGGAGACAGUGAGCUCAGGAAGGUGUCACUAUCUUGAUUCAUGUGUCGGUCCACCCAGGCACCCACUAUUAUUAAUUAUUGGUUACCGCUACUACUGAAAUUUAUUUUUAUGUUCAUCUAUACGUCAUAUUAAAAUUUGUAAAUAUAUAUAAAAAUUGAGAUAAACACAAAAAUCUCAACAUCCAUUCCCCAACCCACCGUAAAAUUAUAUCUUU
Molecule: messenger RNA, 2287 nt
Organism: Gastrolobium bilobum
Lineage: Eukaryota; Viridiplantae; Streptophyta; Magnoliopsida; Fabales; Fabaceae
Product: probable carotenoid cleavage dioxygenase 4, chloroplastic
Exons: 2
Coding region: 54-1799 (581 amino acids)
Biological process (GO): carotene catabolic process
Cellular component (GO): chloroplast stroma
Molecular function (GO): carotenoid dioxygenase activity
Source: RefSeq, a predicted model, not a curated record